AUGGACUCAGAAGUGGAGCUACUGAUUGGGAAUGCAGCAUUUUCAUUAGCCAUGCUUUUGGAAGCCACCUCCACAGUGUCAGCUCAAGUGGAAGAGCUCACCUCCAGGUGUACAGAAAACGCACAUUUCCUCUGAACAUGUCAGGACUCCCUGAAAGAAGGCUAUACUUCUGUGAAACCUGGUAACUGA
Tupaia belangeri chinensis (Chinese tree shrew) is the source of this 189-nucleotide messenger RNA. RefSeq lists its product as uncharacterized. NCBI's taxonomy places the organism in Eukaryota, Metazoa, Chordata, Mammalia, Scandentia, Tupaiidae. The record is from RefSeq and is a predicted model, not a curated record. The transcript has a single exon.